Messenger RNA from Acanthocheilonema viteae, 2898 nucleotides. The record is from the annotation of a GenBank genome assembly. NCBI's taxonomy places the organism in Eukaryota, Metazoa, Nematoda, Chromadorea, Rhabditida, Onchocercidae.
AUGCAAACACUAACCAGUGAUGAAGUUCGUGCCACCUUUAUUAAUUUCUUCAAGGAUCGUGGACAUACAUAUGUACACUCAUCAUCGGUCAUUCCAUUCGAUGACCCAACGCUACUGUUUGCUAAUGCUGGCAUGAAUCAAUAUAAGCCCAUAUUUUUGGGCACGGUAGAACCAUCAAGUGAAAUGGCGAAGCUCAAGCGAGUGGUAAAUACUCAGAAAUGCAUUCGAGCUGGUGGUAAGCAUAACGAUUUAGAUGAUGUUGGCAAAGACGUCUAUCAUCACACAUUUUUCGAGAUGCUUGGAAACUGGUCAUUUGGGGAUUAUUUUAAGCUGGAAGUAUGCAAUUGGGCAUGGGAAUUGCUGACCAAAGUGUUAGGAAUACCUGGAGAACGUUUAUAUAUCUCUUAUUUUGGUGGCGAUGAAAAAGCUGGUCUUGCCGCUGACGAAGAGUGUCGACAAAUAUGGCUGAAUAUCGGAGUGCCGUCGUCACAUAUUUUAUCAUUCGGGAUGAAAGACAAUUUUUGGGAGAUGGGUGAUGUUGGACCGUGUGGACCAUGUUCGGAAAUACAUUAUGACCGUAUAGGUGAUAGAGAUGCUUCACAUUUAGUGAAUGCUGAUGAUCCAAUGGUUGUUGAAAUAUGGAAUCUUGUUUUCAUGCAGUUCAACAGGGAGAAAGACGGUUCGUUAAAACAAUUACCACGCAAACAUAUUGACUGUGGUUUAGGUUUUGAAAGGCUUGUUGCUAUUUUGCAAAAUAAACUAUCAAAUUACGACACAGAUAUUUUCAUACCUCUCUUUAGUGCAAUAUAUAAUGGCACAAAGAUACGUCCUUAUAGCGGCAAAGUAGGUGCUGAUGAUGUCGAUGGCAUCGAUAUGGCUUAUCGAGUAGUUGCAGAUCAUAUUCGUACUCUUUCUAUCGCUUUAUCUGAUGGCGGACGACCAGAUAAUACCGGCCGUGGAUAUGUCUUGCGACGUAUUCUUCGUCGUGGCAUACGUUAUGCCAAUGAAAAAUUAUCUGCACCGCCGGGUUUCUUGUCGUCGUUGGUACCGGUCGUUGUUAAUUUACUUGGAAAAACAUUUCCGGAAUUGCGCAAAGACCCACAAACUGUUAUGGACAUUAUCAAUGAUGAGGAGAAGCAGUUUUUAAAAACACUUAACAGAGGUCGGAUACUAUUCCAGAAAGCGGUUGCUGGUCUUGAAGGACGAAAGAUUUUUCCUGGUGAUGUUGCAUGGCGCCUAUAUGACACAUAUGGAUUUCCAUUAGAUUUAACUCAACUUAUGGCUGAAGAAAGAGGCCUUGUAAUCGACUUUGAAGUAUUCGAAAAAUGCAGGCAGGAAGCAGCUGGAAUAUCGGCUGCUCAUGCCAAUAAAAUGCGUGACACUAUUGAUUUGGAUGUUAAUGCAAUUUCGGAACUAAAAAGCAGAGAGAUUCCACCAACGGAUGACUCACCGAAAUAUAAAUAUCAUGCUUUACCUCUCGAAGAUCAGCAAACGAUGUACAGUUUUGAAAAAUGUGAGGGUGUUAUUCUUGCUUUGCGAAAGAAUAAAAUAUUUGUGGACACUUUAAAUUCGGGUGAUUUCGGUGCAUUAAUCCUUGAUAGAACUAAUUUUUAUGCUGAACAAGGAGGACAGAUAUUUGAUACAGGUGUUCUCAUAAAAGAUGAGGGAAGUGAAUUUAUUGUAAACAAUGUUCAGAUCCGCGGUGGAUACAUCGUGCUUGUAGGUAUUGUGGAAGGAGAAUUAUCUGUGGGCGAUAAAGUAAUUCAGACAAUUGAUGAGGAACGUCGUAAUCUAAUAAUGAAGAAUCACACCGGAACCCAUGUUCUUAAUUUUGCCUUGAGGAAGGUCAUUGGUGAAGUUGAACAGAAAGGUUCAUUGGUUGCUCCAGACAGGCUUCGAUUCGAUUUAACUUCCAAGCAAUCUCUAACAUAUGAGCAGAUAGGAAUGGUAGAAAAGGAAUCGCAAAUGUUAAUUGAUACAAAUGCGACUGUGUUUGCCGAAAAUAUUCCACUAGCGGAGGCUCGUCAAAUCAAUGGAUUACGUGCAGUUUUUGAAGAGGCUUAUCCGGACCCAGUGAGGGUAGUAAGUGUUGGCGUACCUAUCGAAAAACUUUUAAAAAACAAAAAUAGCGAUUUAGCUAUCAACACUGCUGUUGAAUUCUGCGGUGGCACACAUUUACAUAAUGUUGGCCAUGUUGGCAAACUAGUAAUUACUGUGGAGGAAGCUAUUGCAAAAGGCAUUCGACGAGUUAUCGCACUUACGGGACCGGAAGCUUCUCGAGCGAUACAGCGCGCUGACCGAUUGGAACAACGAGUAGCAGAAAUACAUAAUGAAUUAAUGGCUAAUCAUGUAACUCUCGACAGAAUACAAUUGAAAAAUGCAACCAAAAGAGUUCUUGAAUUAAUUGAGGAAGUUAAUCAAUCACAAUUGCCCUACUGUCGUAAAGAGAACAUCCGGAAAAAAGCGAAAGCGCUGCAGAAAUUAUUGGAUAUGCGUGAUCGCGAAGCAAAAACAACACUUAUUGAUAAGAUACAACGUGAAGCUAGUGAAUUGGAUGCUGCACUAAGCGGUGAUACUCUAUUUACUGUUCAUAUUUUCAGCAAAGGUGCUAAUGGAAAAAUAUUAGAUGGUGCUCUAAAAUCGAUAAAGAAAUCUCAUGCUAUCAUGGGAUUUUCAAUCAACGAUGAUAUUAGCAAAGUGAUUGUUGUAGCACGUGUUUCCAAGGAUGUUGCAAAUAAAGGACUGCAGGCGUCGGAAUGGAUUUCGAAAGUAUGCAAGGUGCUUGAUGGUCGAGGGGGUGGUACAAUAACACAAGCACAAGCAACAGGAAACAAUACUGAAUUAGUAGAGGAAGCUGCUGAAAUCGCUCUGAAUUUUGCAAAAGUCACGCUUUCUUGA